UAGGCGUGUAGGCGUGGCGCGGCCGCGCUCUCUGUUUGGUCGGAGCGGCGCUGGGCGUAGUGUAUGGGCGGGGACGAGAACCAGGAGCUGGUACUCCUGGCCCGAGGCGAAGGCGCCGCGGGAGUGAUCCUGGGGCCCGGCCCGGUGGCCCGCGCGGCCUGCCCUUUGUGCUUGCAGCCCGCAUCCUCGCCCAGGGCCACCGCGUCGGGCUCCCCCGGCGCGCGUGCCCGCCCGCGCGCUGCCCAGCCUGGGAUGCGCCAGGGAUGCGCGCCCGCCGGCCCUGCGGCUCCUGGCAGCUGGGCGCGGGGCGAUGGAGCUAAGCAUGAAGAAGUUCACGGUGCGCAGGUUCUUCUCCGUGUACCUGCGCAAGAAGUCGCGCUCCAAGAGCUCCAGUCUGAGUCGCCUCGAGGAAGAAGGCAUCGUGAAGGAGAUCGACAUUAGCAACCAUGUGAAGGAAGGCUUUGAGAAGGCAGACCCUUCCCAGUUCGAGCUGCUGAAGGUUUUAGGACAAGGGUCCUAUGGGAAGGUAUUCUUGGUGAGGAAGGUCUCAGGAUCGGAUGCUGGUCAGCUCUACGCCAUGAAGGUCCUGAAGAAAGCCACCUUGAAAGUGCGGGACAGGGUCAGAUCCAAGAUGGAGAGAGACAUCCUGGCCGAAGUCAAUCACCCUUUCAUUGUCAAACUGCAUUACGCCUUUCAGACUGAAGGCAAGCUCUACCUGAUUCUGGACUUCCUGCGGGGAGGAGACCUCUUUACAAGGCUCUCCAAAGAGGUCAUGUUCACCGAGGAGGAUGUCAAGUUCUACCUGGCUGAGUUGGCCCUGGCUCUGGACCACCUUCACGGCCUAGGGAUCAUCUACAGGGAUCUGAAGCCAGAGAAUAUCCUCCUGGAUGAAGAGGGACAUAUUAAGAUCACAGAUUUCGGCUUGAGCAAGGAGGCCAUCGACCAUGACAAGAGAGCCUAUUCCUUCUGUGGGACGAUCGAGUACAUGGCUCCUGAGGUGGUGAACCGGCGGGGACACACACAGAGCGCUGACUGGUGGUCUUUUGGUGUGCUCAUGUUCGAGAUGCUCACCGGGUCCCUGCCAUUCCAGGGGAAGGACAGGAAGGAAACAAUGGCUCUCAUCCUCAAAGCCAAGCUGGGUAUGCCACAGUUCCUCAGUGUGGAGGCGCAGAGCCUGCUGAGGGCCCUGUUCAAGCGGAAUCCCUGUAACCGGCUGGGUGCCGGCAUUGAUGGCGUGGAGGAAAUUAAGCGUCACCCUUUCUUUGCCACCGUGGACUGGAAUAAGCUGUACCGCAAGGAGAUCAAGCCGCCCUUCAAGCCUGCAGUGGGCAGGCCUGAGGACACCUUCCACUUCGACCCCGAGUUCACUGCAAGGACACCCACAGACUCCCCUGGUGUCCCCCCAAGUGCAAACGCCCAUCACCUGUUCAGAGGAUUCAGCUUCGUGGCCUCCAGCCUGGUCCAGGAGCCCUCACAGCAAGACAUGCCCAAGGCCCCUAUUCAUCCAAUUGUGCAGCAGCUGCAUGGGAACAACAUCCACUUCACUGAUGGUUACGAGAUCAAGGAGGACAUCGGGGUGGGCUCCUACUCCGUGUGCAAGCGGUGCGUACACAAAGCCACCGAUGCCGAGUAUGCUGUGAAGAUCAUCGAUAAGAGCAAAAGGGACCCCUCGGAAGAGAUCGAGAUCCUCCUGCGCUAUGGCCAGCACCCCAACAUCAUCACUCUAAAAGAUGUCUAUGAUGAUGGCAAGUAUGUAUACCUGGUGAUGGAGCUCAUGCGAGGCGGGGAGCUGCUGGACCGCAUCCUCCGCCAGCGGUGCUUUUCAGAGCGGGAGGCCAGUGACGUGCUCUGCACCAUUGCCAGGACCAUGGACUACCUGCACUCCCAAGGGGUUGUUCACAGGGACCUGAAACCAAGUAACAUUCUCUACAUGGAUGAGUCUGGAAACCCCGAAUCUAUCCGCAUCUGUGACUUUGGGUUUGCCAAGCAGCUUCGAGCAGAGAAUGGGCUGCUCAUGACCCCAUGCUACACAGCAAACUUUGUGGCUCCCGAGGUCCUGAAGAGGCAAGGCUACGAUGCAGCGUGUGACGUCUGGAGCUUGGGAAUCCUGCUGUACACCAUGCUGGCCGGGUUCACCCCUUUUGCCAACGGACCAGACGACACCCCCGAGGAGAUUCUGGCAAGGAUUGGCAGUGGGAAGUACGCGCUUUCCGGGGGGAACUGGGACUCCAUAUCUGACGCAGCAAAAGAUGUCGUGUCCAAGAUGUUGCACGUGGACCCUCAGCAACGCCUGACGGCAGCUCAAGUAUUGAAACACCCGUGGAUUGUGAACAGAGAGUACCUACCCCAAAGCCAGCUGAGCAGACAAGAUGUCCAUCUAGUAAAGGGCGCCAUGGCAGCCACCUACUUUGCCCUGAACAGGACCCCACAGGCGCCGAGGCUGGAGCCUGUGCUCUCGUCUAGCUUGGCCCAACGGAGAGGCAUGAAGAGACUCACAUCCACCAGGUUGUAGUGGCCAGCCAAGCCUGCCCUCCAGCCUCAGCCUCCCUACCCGACCUCCUCUCAGGCUCCCAGACGCCAGGUACAGGUCCUGUUCACGGGCACUUGAGUGACCAUGAGUCCAGCACAAAAAAAACCGGAUCUGGCCU
Phodopus roborovskii (desert hamster) is the source of this 2648-nucleotide messenger RNA. It is a transcript of the gene Rps6ka2, whose product is annotated as ribosomal protein S6 kinase A2. The record is from RefSeq and is a predicted model, not a curated record. Bases 311 to 2512 code for a protein of 733 amino acids. Gene Ontology annotation, molecular function: ribosomal protein S6 kinase activity; magnesium ion binding; ATP binding. Gene Ontology annotation, biological process: intracellular signal transduction; protein phosphorylation. The transcript has 21 exons. Lineage: Eukaryota; Metazoa; Chordata; Mammalia; Rodentia; Cricetidae.